This is a messenger RNA of Fusarium proliferatum ET1, 504 nucleotides long. RefSeq names its product putative peptidylprolyl isomerase (cyclophilin)-like protein. The transcript is spliced from 2 exons. Bases 1 to 504 code for a protein of 167 amino acids. Gene Ontology annotation, biological process: protein peptidyl-prolyl isomerization; protein folding. The record is from RefSeq and is a predicted model, not a curated record. Gene Ontology annotation, cellular component: catalytic step 2 spliceosome. NCBI's taxonomy places the organism in Eukaryota, Fungi, Ascomycota, Sordariomycetes, Hypocreales, Nectriaceae. Gene Ontology annotation, molecular function: peptidyl-prolyl cis-trans isomerase activity.
AUGUCAGUCACACUGCACACGUCGCACGGCGACAUAAAGGUUGAGAUAUACUGCGAAAGUGUUCCCAAAACUGCAGAGAAUUUCCUUGCCCUCUGUGGCUCCGGCUACUACGAUAAAUCUCCAUUCCACCGCCUCAUCCCCAAGUUUAUGGCACAGACUGGUGCACCCGCAACACCAAAUCCCCCCGAGAAUCCCAAAGGCGGACGCAGCAUAUGGGGAGGCGCGUUUGAAGACGAGAUCCGGCCUGCGCUACGACACGGCACUCGAGGCGUGCUGUCGAUGGCCAACAAGGGACCCGGAACGAACGGAUCGCAAUUCUUCAUCACGUUCGACAAGGCGCCGCAUCUGGACGGACUCAACACUGUAUUUGGGCGCGUCAUUGGCGACGAGGGUUUCGCGACAUUGGCCAAGAUGGAAGCUAUCGAAGUGGAUCGAAAGAACAGACCCAAGGAGCCAGUUCGUAUCGAAAAUGUGACGAUCCACGCCAACCCGAUCGCUGGUUGA